AUGCCCCAGGCGGGCCUCGCGGGCGCACUGGGCGCCCUCGCGCUUGGGGCGCUUGCAGCGACCGCUUCCAAGCCGGCGCCCGGGCCCGUGAGUGCGCCUGCGCGGCGGCUGGUGGUCUCGUUCGUCGUCGGUCUCGAGGGCACGGGCCACCACUGGUACUACGCCUUUUGGGCUCAGCUGGCCGCGCUGGCUCUCAACGAGGUGGCCUGCGACCAACGCCUCGCAUGCAGGCCCAACAGCUCGGCCGCGAUGAAGGACCUCAGCGACCUGGUCGAGCGCAUCACCACGCCGGAGCCGAACUCGCUCGAGCCAGAGGCUGCCCUUGUUCGCCAGUUGGCCGUCGCGCUGGCAGAGACUGUGCGCUCGAGUCCGUCCGCCACCGGGCUGGGCGUGUGGACGUGCUCCUUUCACUGCGGUGGCAAGAAGAGUCUGGACGAGCGAUACGGCCCCGGCCGCUGGCCCAAAUUAGUCGCCCUCGCACGCGCCGUGCAGAUGGCGUCGGCCGCCCUCGCGCCCGGCAUCGGUCUCGAGCCCGCCUUCCUCGUGCUCGAGCGAUCUCCGAUCGAGUCUGUAAUAUCCUUCACCAAGCACCGCCACAUGAGGCGAGGCGCCCUGAAGGCCUUCGACAACAUCGCCGGCAUGACGCGCUUGAUGCGCGACCAGCGUGCGAUUCUGGAGAACGAGCUCGCGCUGCUGCUGCGCAUGUCUCGCGCGCCAGCCACGCCGGUGCGCAUUGCCGUCGCCAACUUCUCUGCGCCGCCGCUCGACGCCGCCGGCCUCGCCUGCCUUAUGCAGCUGUCGAGGGCGAGCGUGCGCGACGCGCUCGUCGCCACCGCCAUCUCCAGCGCCGCAACGCCAAAGUGGAUCAAGCUGAUGACGUCGGCCUCGCACGGAAGCGAGCUUAACGCCGCCGAGAGCGCGUACGUGCUGGACCAGCUAGGGCGCUCGGACGAGCAGCGCCAGCAGAGCGUUCUGGCGUCCCUCCCCUCGCUCAAGGCUUGGGCGGCGCGGUGCGCAGCCAGCACGGCGGAGACGGCGGCUGGCCGGAAGAAGGCGGCCGGGCCCGCCAGGAGCUGUCCCCUCCCGUGGUCGGCCACGCACGAGUGCACGCCUGCGACGCCGUGCCGAGGACCCUUCCCUCGCGUGCUGCACCUCCUCUGGCCGACGCGCGACUUUAUGUUUGCGGGCCACGCCGCCGAGACCGAGGAGGCGUUACGCCACGUCGGCCGGCUGCGCCAGCUCAACCCGGGCUGGGAGCUGCGCGUGUGGACCGACGAGGACUGCGAGCGGCUGAUGAGGAGCGCGAUGCCCGACCGGCUGCGCGCGUGGAGGGAUCUCACGCCCAAGAUGAAGCGCUUCGACGCCAUCCGCCCGCUCAUCCUCCACGUGUACGGAGGCAUCUACCUCGACGUGGAUGUCGAGUGCGCGCGGCCCUUCGACCCGCUGCUCGCGGACCGGCCGACCACCGCCCUCCUCCUCCGGGCGCCCUGGAAAGCGGCGAACUCGCACCAAAAGGGCCUAAAGUGCUUGAAGCUGCACGACCAGCGCGCGUGCGCGCCGGGGUGCGCCUCGCCGCCCGCCAUGGCGUCGGGCAACAAUCUGAUGGGCGGCGCCGCCCGGCACCCGCUGUGGCUGUACUACCUCGACCAGAUCUACGACCGGAAGCUGCCGCCGCAGGGCGGCGAGCUGGUGUCGGUGGCCACGCACACGGGCAACGGCGCCCUCGAAAGGGCGGUCUUCGCCUUCCUCGCGGACCAUCCCAGCCACCGGGGCAGCGUGCGGCUGCUCGCGGCGCACGAGAUGCAAAACACGCAGCUGGGGCAGGCCGACUGCGGGUACCUCGUCGGCGAAAACUACUCGUGCUCCAGGCUCGCGUGCAGGCACGUCAAGUCGCUCUCCCCCGUCGAGAUCCAGGUGGGGGGCGACGAUAACGCGGCGAAGCAGCGCAACCUGAGCCGGCUGAGGAACCUCCGCCUUAGGGGCGCGGCGGAGGGCGGCGGCGGCGGCGGCGGCGAGAGCGAGCUGCAGAAGCGGUUGCGGCGCUAUCGCAGCGAGGGGGGGGCGGGGGACCCGAGGGUCUCGGGAUUUGAUCGGGAGUACAUAUAA
Messenger RNA from Emiliania huxleyi CCMP1516, 2106 nucleotides. RefSeq lists its product as hypothetical. Bases 1 to 2106 code for a protein of 701 amino acids. The transcript has a single exon. Lineage: Eukaryota; Haptophyta; Isochrysidales; Noelaerhabdaceae. Gene Ontology annotation, molecular function: mannosyltransferase activity. The record is from RefSeq and is a predicted model, not a curated record. Gene Ontology annotation, biological process: mannosyl-inositol phosphorylceramide biosynthetic process.